Messenger RNA from Acanthosepion pharaonis, 579 nucleotides. Lineage: Eukaryota; Metazoa; Mollusca; Cephalopoda; Sepiida; Sepiidae. The record is from the annotation of a GenBank genome assembly.
AUGGAGUCUAUCUGUCUGUCUGUCAAUUCCAAUGUAUCUAUCUACUGUAGUAUGUUGAAAUAUAUCUCUGUAUAUCUGUCAAUUCAAAUCUAUCUUACUGUAUUAAAAUCUAUCACUCAAUACAAAUGUAUCUAUCUCGCGCAGUGCAUUAAAAUCUAUCUAUCUAUCUAUCUAUCUAUCUAUCUAUUUGCCUGUCUGUGUGUCAAUUACAAUGUACCUAUCGUUUGCAGUAUAUUCAAAUAUAUCUCUAUAUAUUUGUCAAUUCAAAUCUAUCUUACUAUACCUAUCUCGCGCUGUAAAUCUAUCUAUCUAUCUAUCUAUCUAUCUAUCUAUCUAUCUAUCUAUCUAUCUAUCUAUCUAUCUAUCUAUCUAAAUGUUAAACUAAGUAAUUUUGCCAUUCGAUAUCUCAUUUUUAUUGCUGGUAAUAUUUUUUUUCUCUAUCUAUCUAUCUAUCUAUCUAUCUAUCUAUCUAUCUGUUUCAUUUUUUCUUCUUCAACUUUAUGGAAUCUAUCUAUCUAUCUAUCUAUCUAUCUAUCUAUCUAUCUAUCUAUCUAUCUAUCUAUCAUUCGCAGACAGUAA